AUGCACCCUUUCUCCUCGUUGACGAUAUUCAUCUUUGUUGCGGGAUACAUUACUGCGCGCUGGGACCUUGUUACCAGACUCUACGAAUUGGCAUUCUUCGCUUGGGACCACGGUGUGUUUGCCCGAGCAGCAAAGGCUUUCGCCGUCAUCUCACUCAUCUACGCCUGUCUUGCGAUUCCCCUCGAUCGCCUUGCCGCCCACGAAGCCUCAGUCCAUCCUCGAUUCCUCGUACACGGAAUUUCUGCUCAGGAGCAACUGCGGCGAAGGGGAUCGUUCUGA
Molecule: messenger RNA, 279 nt
Organism: Cladophialophora yegresii CBS 114405
Lineage: Eukaryota; Fungi; Ascomycota; Eurotiomycetes; Chaetothyriales; Herpotrichiellaceae
Exons: 1
Coding region: 1-279 (92 amino acids)
Source: RefSeq, a predicted model, not a curated record